GGACACCCAGUCCUCGGCCCUCCCAGCGCCCCCCCUCCGCCCCCCGCCUCCGCAGCCCUCUUUCGCACGGGCUUGGGCUCUAGCCCGUGACCUGCGCAGACGCCCCUCCCUCAGGAUCUAAAAUGUCCACUGAGGCACAAAGAGUUGAUGACAGUCCAAGCACUAGUGGAGGAAGUUCUGAUGGAGACCAGCGUGAAAGUGUUCAGCAAGAACCAGAAAGAGAGCAAGUUCAGCCCAAGAAAAAGGAGGGAAAAAUAUCCAGCAAAACAGCUGCUAAAUUGUCAACUAGUGCUAAAAGAAUUCAGAAGGAACUCGCAGAGAUUACGUUGGACCCUCCUCCCAACUGUAGUGCUUUAUAGAAGUGUGAUGUUAUCUUCCCGAAGAAUCCAUAGUGUUCUGUUGAAUUGGGCCCCUUACCUUACUGCCCAAAGGAACCCCAGCCCCGUAAUGGGGAAGGUCCCACCAGUGCGAAGGCCCCACAUGGGGACCCCUCCCCUAGUGAGGAAAUGUACCCCUGAAGAGGAGUCCUCCUGGCCACCUGGCCCACUGCUACCCUACCACGUUACUUUCCGGACAAGAAUCUAUCACUGUAAUAUUAACAGCCAGGGCGUCAUCUGUCUGGACAUCCUAAAGGACAACUGGAGUCCAGCCCUAACCAUUUCUAAAGUUCUCCUCUCCAUCUGCUCACUUCUUACCGAUUGCAACCCUGGAAGGAUUAUCUCGCGGGUGGCAAAAUGUCCAACAGUCACCAGCCAGUUGACGGGUGCACCGGUGAUAAUCAUUCUGUUCCCAGUGCAACGGUCUAGCUGACCCUCUGGUGGGCAGCAUCGCCACACAGUACAUGACCAACAGAGCAGAGCACGACCGGAUGGCCAGACAGUGGACCAAGCGGUAUGCCACAUAGGGGCCUGCUGGCUGCUGCCCCCGCCGGACCUGUGCAAGCACAUUCACCAAGUGCAUCAAUAGCCCUACCCACCCCUCCGGACCUCGGUUCUGAUCUUCUUAUUUUUAUUACAUUUUGAACCUUUUUCUGAUGGUGUGUCAUCCAUCCCCCGUCCCUUGUCCCUUCCUCCUCUUCCUCCUCUUCCUCCUCUUCCUCCUCUUCCUCCUCUUCCUCCUCUUCCUCCUCUUCCCCCUCUUCCCUCUCUCUUCCCUCCACCCCUGCCUUCUCAAUUUAUUCCCUUUUUUUGAUUUCUAUUAACUUGAAAGAUUUGGGGUUUUUUUUUCCCACCUCAACAUGGAUGGGAACUUUUGUUUUCAGUGCAAACAAUGUCGGAUCUGUAAUAGUAAGAGCUUUCUUACAAAGCUUCGUAUUACUGUGUGGUUUUGUUUUUUGUUGGUGUUUGUUUUAUUUUGGUUUUUUUUCCUUUUAUGUGAUCUUUGGGAAAACACGAAUCCAGAAUUAUAUCUCAUUUCUACUUAAAUGUAGUGCUUAGGAUUAAUUUUUUGUACUGAAGUCUUUAUUGGUGGGUGCAUGCUACUGGGAACAAGUUUUUUGUACAAAAGCUUCAAUCAGAAUCACUGUGCAUUACUGAGACUCUGUUUAUCACUAGCCUUCUGUCUCCCACACAGAAGACUGUUGGAUUGAACAAAAUAAUAUGUAUUUUGAUUUACUUAAAGUGCUUGUAAAUUUCUUAGGGACCUGCCACUUUUGACUGUGGAUCAGUUGAUGUACACUUGUAUUAUUAAAGCACUCAAUAAAUCACUGUGGCUGAUAAAUGCA
Molecule: messenger RNA, 1723 nt
Organism: Felis catus (domestic cat)
Lineage: Eukaryota; Metazoa; Chordata; Mammalia; Carnivora; Felidae
Product: ubiquitin-conjugating enzyme E2 E2
Exons: 8
Coding region: 148-810 (220 amino acids)
Biological process (GO): protein polyubiquitination
Cellular component (GO): nucleus
Molecular function (GO): ubiquitin conjugating enzyme activity
Source: RefSeq, a predicted model, not a curated record